AUGGCGACCGAGCAGAGUAUGAGCAAGAGAGACGACGAGUCUUUUAGGUUUCAGGUCAGCUUCCUCAGACGAACAAAUGUUUACUGGAUUUUCUACUACGAAGAGCUACGACCCGCUGAUUUUUACUGUACCUCUGCCCUCCGCCCUCCGCCCUCCGCUGUCAACACAGUGGCCAGCCCGCCAUGGAAGCUGCUUCAUACGACGGCGACCUCCCUCGACUUUGUUGUGGUGGAGCAGACCGACAUUCGUGGCAGCGCCGCUGACCCCUCGACUUCGACGUCGAUCAGAACCGUCAUGGCGGAUAGUCGUCGGACCGACGUGGCUAGCAACUAA
Molecule: messenger RNA, 333 nt
Organism: Striga asiatica
Lineage: Eukaryota; Viridiplantae; Streptophyta; Magnoliopsida; Lamiales; Orobanchaceae
Source: the annotation of a GenBank genome assembly